AUGGAGCCUGCUCAGAUCGACCAGAAGCGAAUUGAUUCACGCUUUGUGGAAGACGUUUUCUACGAACACCUCCGAGCUCCAAAAUAUUUCGACUUCUUGACCCCUAACCACUUAGACUUCGUAGACGACGCUUGGUUCUGCAAACUUGGUAUCAAUCUCUUGCCUCAUCUCUGCAUAUCUUUGAUGCUCAAACACCAGGAUCUAUUACAGAGAAGAAUAAAAGGUGGAGGGGACAUGAAGACAGCUACAAGGGUUACUGAAAGAGAAGAUACUACUGGGAAGAUUGAAGUUAACGAGACUCAUCAUCAUCAUCAGCCUUACUCUGUUCAUGAGAUGGAGUUGAAGAAGGAAAGAAAGCCGUUGCUGGAAAAAAAGGGAAUGGUUGAAGAAUUGGCGAAGAGAAAGGAGAAAGAGGGAAUGGUUGAAGAAGUGGUGAAGAGAAAAGAGGAAAAGAGAAUGGUUGAAGAAUUCAUAACUUAA
Eruca vesicaria subsp. sativa (arugula) is the source of this 480-nucleotide messenger RNA. The record is from the annotation of a GenBank genome assembly. NCBI's taxonomy places the organism in Eukaryota, Viridiplantae, Streptophyta, Magnoliopsida, Brassicales, Brassicaceae.